UGCAUUAGCGCUCACAUGGCUGCGUGAGAGCUCAGUGUGUCGGUGCAGGUGAGAGAGGAGCCGGUGAGCAUGGCUGAGGAUGUGAUCGUAUCAGAGGAGACUCUAACAGGGGCUCUGACCCGGCUGGUGAACUUGGGCAAAAUCCUGCUGCAGACCGCCAAGCAGGAGGCGGCAGAGUCCCUGGAGAAUUUUGUCCCACAUAAGAUCACCACUUUAUUCGGCCUGAUCACAGCCGGAGCAGACUUCUACAAAAGCCUUGGAGUGAAGAAAAAGAGUGAAGCAGAGGAAAUUUGGCAGAAGUCUUAUCACCAUGAAGCAGUGAGAGAGCAGGUGGAGGAGCUUAUGCAGCUGGAGACUGAGUGGGACUCCUUCCUGGAGAGUGUGGACAGAGGUCUGCAGACAACAGAUGGACAGCUGUCAGGAGGAAAGACAGCAGACAGCCUGAGUCCUGAUACUACAUUCACUGAUGGACGCAGUAGAAAGAGCGUGACUCUGGGUCAGUACCUGGGUCAAGGUCAGAAGCUGCUGCUGGUCCUCAUCAGACAUUUCGGAUGACUGCCGUGACGAGACCACGUGGCCGAGCUGGAGGCCAGUCAGGCUCUCCUGGAGGCUCGGUCAGUGCGGGUCUUGGUGGUUUCGUUCGGCGGCGUGGAGGGAGCUCAGGUGUGGCUGGAGCAGACUGGGUGUACGUUUGACAUGCUGCUGGAUCCGCAGAGAAAGGUAUACAGGAGUUUUGGCCUCGGCUCGUCCUACGGCAAGGUGAUGAAGUUCGGCUGUCUGCUGCAGUACUCAGAGUACGGAGCUGUAGACAGAGACUUCCCAGACGUCCCCCCUCACCUACUGGAAGAUAUCUACCAGAUGGGAGGGAACUUUUUGCUCGAUGAAACAGGGAAGGUUCUUCUUUGUCAUCCGUGUAAAACUCCAAUGGACAGGCCGACUGUGACGAGCAUCCUGCAGGCCGCGGACCCUAAAGGCUGCUCCUCCAACUCUGCAGAGAAACAUCCACAUCUAGACCACAAGCUGUGAAAGAUAUGUGAACACCGGAGACACCGAGCCUGAUCUGGGGCUUUAAGAGGUUACUUUAUUUUGUACCACAUCACUGACACCACAGAGAAAGAGCGGCUCUUUGACUCACGUUUAUGACGUCGCAUUUCACACUCAUGACGCCAUGAAGAAAUGUGACCGAUGCAGAACCGUGAAGCAAAGACGACCGAUCUCCUCUGUUGUGUCAGUGUCGUGAUGGGAGCGUUUCAAAAUGAGUGGUACUGCUGGAUUACACUUUAUUCAAUAUGAAGUUAAUUUUAUAUAAUAAUAUGUAAUGUUUAACUUUGAAAAAAAGAUAGCUAAUUUUACUGUAAUCUGUACUGCUAGACAGUAUGGCAUUUUUUGUAACCAUAGCUGAUUAAUAGCUGUGUGUUUUUACAGCCCUAAAUGGCAGUAAUAGAUAUCAUUUUUUAAUUUUAGAAGAGACAAAUCACUCCAUUACCCAAAAAGAUGCAACAUGAUUUUACCGCUGCAAACUAUUAUUUUACUAUUGCUAUUUUUCUCCAUGUGGCUGCUCAGGCCAGAGAUUAAAGCUGCUGCUGCAUAACUCGUUUCUAAUAAUCCGUUAAAAAAUAAUAAUAAUAAUAAUAAUAAUAAUAACCCACUUGAUUGUGAUAUUACAGUAGAAAAAAUAUAUAAUUUCUUCUGUGCUCCAGAUCUCUUCUGUACAUAUCUAGGAAUGAAAAAUACACGUAAUUUGUCUUGAAUUGUGAACAGUUUGACAUUCAAAUCACUUGACAACCCAGGAUUUUUUAACAGCAGGGCUGGGUAUCAAACCUCAGUGCCUUUUUGUUACAGACUGAAAUGUGUACGUAGCCUCGCAAAUGAUCAAGCACCAAAAACUGGCUUUAAAUAUCUAGUUAAAUUUUUAUGCUUGUUGUAAUGGUAUUUGAGCAGAUUGAUCCAUAUUUUAGUCCAAAUUUAGCUCACUUUAUACUUUUAUUUAGACAGUUACCAUACUGAUGUACGGAGCUCUGGAGUGACCAUAAAUAGAAUAUAUAUAUAUAUAUAUAUAUAUAUAUAUAUAUAUAUAUUGUAUAAAAAAUUUCUUUUUUACAUCUUUUUAAAAAAACUGAAAUCAAUCAAGUCUUUGUCUUUGUCCUCCAUCUGCAUCGAGCACUGUGAUUUUAACUUAUAUUUAGCCCCACUUGCCAAGCACUGAGUUAAUGUCUUGGUUGAGGCCAGUCUCAAAAAAUAAAUUCUGUGGAAAAUGCGCUCUGUUAUUUUGAUUGUUUCCAUGGUGCUAAACUGACCUGGAAGUAGACUGAGCUUUUCUUUUCAGCCUGAAAAAGUUUUGCAAGACUUGGCAAAAAUACAAAGUUACGUAUCAAAAAAGUAUUUUGGUAUCUGCAUUGUAUCAAAAAUGCUACCCGGCCCUACUGAUGAAGCUGACCGACUUUUCCUGACUGAUCAGAAAACAAUGCUGUAAACCAAAUAAACCUUUAGUAAAGAUUUAUGAACAA
Plectropomus leopardus (leopard coralgrouper) is the source of this 2507-nucleotide messenger RNA. It is a transcript of the gene selenol, whose product is annotated as selenoprotein L. The record is from RefSeq and is a predicted model, not a curated record. NCBI's taxonomy places the organism in Eukaryota, Metazoa, Chordata, Actinopteri, Perciformes, Serranidae. Gene Ontology annotation, biological process: prostaglandin biosynthetic process. Gene Ontology annotation, molecular function: prostaglandin F synthase activity; antioxidant activity.